UCCUUUCGACCUUCUUCUAACUUCCAUGGCGAGUCUAACAGAGAAAGCUUUCCAUAAUCAACCGUUCAUUUUCCAGUUAGUGCUCCCUCUUCGUCCUCUGAACCCCUGACCGCCAUGAGUUCCUCCGCCUCCGAUGACGACUACCCAAAGCUCCCUCACGACGCCGUCGUCCAGAUCCUGAAGCGGUUGCCGGUGAGAUCGCUCCUCCGCUUCAGGUGCGUUUGCCGGUCAUGGCGAUCCACCAUCGACGGCCCUAGUUUCGUGGACCUAUACCAGAAGCACGUUGCUCGCGAUGCCUCCAAUUGGCAUCUUGCGUGUGUAGAAUGGUGCGAUCCUCUCCCGCCAAGUGAGCCCCUGUGCUUUCUGCUCUCCGUUUGGGUUCACCUGGCUCUUGCAAAAAUGGGGAAUGGCAUAGAACAGCAGAAAGUAAUGUUGAAGUUUCUUCAGAAUGCCAAUACAUAGUUUAUGUGGAAGGCUAGAAACAUUGUGCUUCAUGGUCAAGUUGCUGCUUCUGUGCAGCGCGUUCUUACAUUGAUCAAUUUUUCACUUAACAUCAAUUUGAAGGCUAUCUAGUUUCAAAAGGA
Messenger RNA from Eucalyptus grandis, 584 nucleotides. RefSeq names its product putative F-box protein At3g16210. The transcript has 2 exons. The record is from RefSeq and is a predicted model, not a curated record. NCBI's taxonomy places the organism in Eukaryota, Viridiplantae, Streptophyta, Magnoliopsida, Myrtales, Myrtaceae. Gene Ontology annotation, molecular function: protein binding. The coding region runs from base 115 to 462 and encodes 115 amino acids.